AUGUUCAAUGUAUCAUGUUUUCAAUCGAAAUUAAUAGAAAAGGCAACGGAAACAAUUAAUAAAAUAUUCGACUAUAAAGAAAUCACAUGUGUAGUUUGGUGGAGAACAGACCCCGAAAAUGUAAUUGGAUUAUUAGAAAAUUAUAAAGGAUCCGUCGUAACAUUUGCGCUGGUAGAACCAACUACGUAUGAUUUUCAUAGAUUGGUGAAAUACAAACAAACAGUACUAUUUGCUUCAGAUCCUGAUGAAUUCAAAUAUUUUAUACAUGCUGUAGUAAAUAAUGUUGUUAACCCUAUUAGUGUGAUAUUGAUUUUCACUGAAAUAGUUACUAAUAAUAUCUUGACUGAACUGAUGAAAUUAGCAUGGCAAAAUGAUAUUGGUAACUUCAUUGUGAUAAGUGUUUGCGGGAACAAUAAUGUAACACUUACUACGUACAUUCCUUAUAGAGAUAAAGAAUGUGGUAACUACAGUCCAAUAAUAUUACCUGAAAAUAAAUAUUUUAUAAGAAAAUUUAACAAUUUCCAAAAAUGCCCUAUACGUGUGACAGCUGUUAAUGCUGUUAUAUAUUUUGUAUUAAAGGCUGAUAAUGGUACAGUUCACGUAAGUGGAAUAGAUGGUAAUGUUUUAAAUCUUGUAUUGGAGAGAGUAAACGCUACUAUGAAAUUUAUUGGGGGAAAUAACAAUAGGGAUAUCGAAGUAGUCCUCAAUGGGAGCGCAGCAGGGUUAUUCGGCGAUAUAAUUAACGGAUCAGCCGAUAUUUUGGGCCCAAGUCUAUUACUAACGAAAAAAAGAUAUACCCAAGCCCAGCCUUUAUACGUGUAUCAAACAUUAAAUCUCGUCUGGUGUUUGCCUAGACGACGCGAAAUAUAUAUGCGUAUUAAAGUGUUGCUUCCCUUCCUCACUAGUAUAACUAUAUUUUUUAUAUUUGCUUGGAUUUCUCUCUUCAUAUUGAUCAUGCUUAUUCAUAAAUUUAGUUCUGUGAAUCCAAAUUUAAAGUAUGUCACAUUUCGGAUUUUAAGUAUGUCUCUUGGGCAGCCGAUUAAAUUUGUGACGGAAAAUUGGUUGGCAAAUAGUAUCUUCGUACUGUGGAUUUGGUUUUGCCUUGUUAUACGCGUAGCAUACCAAAGUGAUCUGGUUGAAAGAUUUGAAUUAACAGUUUUAGAGCCACGUGUAAGCACUGCUAGGGAGGCAUUAGAGUUGGUCGACGGGCACGGCGGCUUUGCCUCUGUGAAAGAUUAUUUUAAUAAUACACCAAUGGAAAUGAAUUAUAAGACCAUAAGAUUAAAUGAAACUUCGAAAUAUAUCAAUAUGAUUGCAAACGGGAAAAGAUUUCUACUGGUUACGAAUGAAAUAUUGAUUAAAUAUUUCAACCCUGAAGUUCAGAUACUAGACGAACGUGUAACUAGUGUACCGACAUCUUUCUACGUGCGCCCACGCUGGCCUGCUGUUUACGAACUUAAUAAACUUAUAGAAAGAAUUGCUGAAACUGGCUUUGUGAGUAAAAUCUUAAGUGAUUAUAUACAUGAUAAUAGGGUAAAAAGGAAUUUUUCUCAAACUAAAACUCCUAAACCUUUGGAUAUGUCCAUUUUGCUUGCCUGUUUUAAUGGUUUACUGGUUAUGUAUAUUGUUUGUGUCAUUAUUUUUGCGAUAGAAAUUUAUUACUAUAAAUACAACACGGAAGGUUUGUUUGAUUUUACACAAUAA
Papilio xuthus (Asian swallowtail) is the source of this 1704-nucleotide messenger RNA. RefSeq lists its product as uncharacterized. The record is from RefSeq and is a predicted model, not a curated record. The transcript has a single exon. NCBI's taxonomy places the organism in Eukaryota, Metazoa, Arthropoda, Insecta, Lepidoptera, Papilionidae. The coding region runs from base 1 to 1704 and encodes 567 amino acids.